AUGUCUUCUCACCAAGCCGGUGAUGGUACAGAAAACAGACCUGGCUCGUCCAGGUCAACGAGUGCUCUUGCCCUCGGGUCGACCUACUCACCUCCGACAAGCCCGCGCCUGCUCAACCAAGACGUUGUCCAGAACAAACAGGCCGUGAUUGCCAAAAAUGAUAAUACCACACCUUCUGUAGGCACCUCAGCCAGGCCUGCCUACACCUCAAGAACUACAUCAUCAGAUUCUCAGAGGCUCUCAUUGCUCUCACAAGCUGUUGCAACAUCACAGUCGAGAAAAUAUACCGAGUGGACAUCUCCUGCUGGUGCUAGUGGCGAUAAGAAAUACAAGCAGAGUAGCGGUACAAUCAAAGGUGUGAAACGAGUCAACUCGGACGGCCAGUCUUGGGACAGUCAAUUUCACGUUACCGUCGGUGCAAACCACGAUACUCAUAUGGAAGAUCCGGACCAUUCAGGAUCUCAAGAUGUCUCAAAAGAUCAACAAGCAGCAGACAAGGACCCUGUACCACAGAGGUCAAAUACCAUCCGAGCUGGGCGCGAUGCAGCCAUAAAGGAAGCACUCUCGGAGAAGAAGCCAGAGCGGAGUGUCAGUCGUGGACGCUCAGUCACAGACAAGUCUAUUGAGGCAACGGUCAAGAAACCAGAGGCAGGAGGCCAGGCUAGAAGCAGAAAGACAAGUCACAUGAUGGGUAUCUGGGACCCUCAAGCAGAUCAGAAGCGUGUCGAUCAUCGCCAGCUUCCAGAGCUUCAGGAAGGUACUACGUCACCGCCGCCCCGGCCAGGUAGCUCUGGAGGCGGUCGACUACCCUCGUCUACGACUAGCCGCCCGAUUUCCCCGCAACGGGUUCUGAAGACGGGCUCUGUUGUCGGCUCUCCACCGCCGAGUCCAGCGCUGACUGCCGAAGCGACUCUUGCACGACAGGCUUUUCGAGAUGCGUCUCGCUCACCCUCCAGGCGAUCAAAAUCCUCUCGACGCCGGCCAGAGAUACCAGCUGAUCUCCUGGAUGACAUUCGACACCAACGCUUCACUCUAUCAGAGACGCCGACGGUUCAAAGUCCUCUUGUCUUACCUGAAGAUCAUGAAGGUGGUGACCUGCCAAAGAAUGCUGCUGUUGAGCACGACCACAAACUCACAGUCGAGCCCGAGCAUGACGAGGAGGAACACAUUUCCGCCGCAGUAUACUACCCGCAUCCGGGCCCAUCGGCCGAAGAGAUUGAGCGCUUCAAGUCGCCAGGUGAUUUAUCACCUGAUAUACCGCCACUCGAUGCCUUACUGUCGCCUCGCGCUGAAGCAGAGCCACUCGGCCCGAACCAAGUCGAUGACAAUCAAGACGAGCAUGCUGCCGAUCACAUCGACAUUUCCGUCGUGUCCAGGCAUGACACAAAGAUCUUCCAUGGCGAGUAUCAGCCUGCUGAUCAAGUCGAGGAGGCUGUCACUCCGAAGCUGGCACCUGUUGAAGACCCAAGAACCUUCAGUGCCUCCGAAUCGGAGCUUGAAUCGGGCGACGAAUAUGGUCAGCAAAGUCAGAACGAAGACAUGGCCCGGACUCCGACGCAACCUCGCAGUCCAUCACGAAAGCGUGCUGAAAAAGCUGUCAGACCGAGGAACAAGGUGGUUCUGGAGCCCUAUAAACAUCAAGUAGGCGGUCAUUCCACCAUCUUUCGCUUCUCCAAACGUGCCGUGUGCAAACAGCUCAAUAAUCGCGAGAAUGAGUUCUAUGAGCGUAUUGAGCAGCGCCAUCCUGACAUGCUAAAGUUCUUACCCAUGUACAUUGGCGUGCUGAACGUCACCUUCUCGAAAGGUCCGAAGCAGGAUCAGCAAGUUGCGUCGACAUCAGAACAACCAAAUGCGACAGCCGGUGAAGUCGCAGGUGAUGCUGACCACAAGCAUGAAACAAACGGCCUAGCAUCUGGUGAACAUUUGCAACAAAACGGCGAACAACCCCGUGUUGUCAGCCAUUCGCAGGUGUUUGAUGCUGUUCCGCAAGUGCUCAUUGCACAGAACAGACAUAUAAUACCCUCGGACUACUUCGCUCUACCUGAAAGACCGCGAAGUACUGAUCCGAAUCAUGGUCGAAAGAGGAGCACUGAUGUUGAUCGGCCAGAAAGCUCACAUGUGCCCAAUGGAAGCAGUGCUUCACUGAGACCAGCGAUGCCAGAUCACACUCCUAGCUGGGGCAACACUACGGUCAACUCACAGCUAAAGGAGAAGGUCCUGCGAGAUGUUUUUGGAGAUCCGGUUCGACACUCUCAGCGACAUGUGCAUCAUUCAACGCAUCCACGCAUCAGGAAGCCGGGCCAGCGAAGAAGGAGCAAUCUUUCGAUGAAUACCCUGUCCAACGCUAGCCGUAGCACGGACACACUAGUGGACACUGGAGCUCUGAACGGCCAGCCUGUACGUCGUGAGAUUGAGAAUGGGCCCCCUACUCUAGCUUCAUCAGUAUCUGCAUAUGAAGAUAUGCGAGCCCUCGAUCGAGUUCAUACAGCGGAUAGCGCAGCUUCUUCCGAGUCCAUCGCGAGUACAAAGCCGCAUGUUCGGCGACGAGCUUCUGGGAUGGCUCUAAGGAGACGCAGAACGUCAGUGAAUGGCACCGAUAAACCGGAUUUGGAGUACUUCUCCGACGCAGCUUAUGUUGAAGAUGAUGUCGGUGGCGAUGUCUUUACGAUGGACGAUGACAAAAGAUCCGGUGGCUCAACCGAGCAACAUAAGCACGCCGCAACCAAUGGUCACGCAGUAUCCGACCGGCACUCUGGAGACUCACGUACUUCCGACGGCCACCAUCAGAAGAUGCAUCAUACCCUACAUCAGCCUCCCGCCACUCCCUCCAACCCGAAAGAAGCUCAAGCAAUCAGUAAAUCAGGAGAUCGAGUGGCCUUCUUCAUCCUACUCGAAGACCUCACCAGCGGCAUGGGCCGACCCUGCGUCCUAGACCUCAAAAUGGGCACCCGCCAGUACGGCGUCGAAGCAACAAAGAAGAAGAAGGAAUCCCAGCAGCGCAAAUGCAAGACAACAACCUCCCGCCAACUAGGUGUCCGCGUCUGCGGUAUGCAGACCUUCGACAAGAAACUCAAGAAAGCAUCCUACGAAGACAAGUACUACGGUCGCGACCUCAAAGCUGGGCCUGAAUUCCGCGACGCACUCACUCGGUUUCUGUUUGAUGGCGCCAGCUACCGCAGCGUGGCCAUCCAUAUUCCGACGAUACUGCACAAGCUCAACAAGCUCGAGAGCAUGGUCCGGCGCCUUCCAGGGUAUCGCUUCUACGCCAGCAGUUUGCUAAUGCUGUAUGACGCCGAACCGGAGAGGUCUCGCGAAGCACUCGAGGCGGAGAAGCAGGGUGUCGAUAUCGCAAAGAAGAAGCAGAAAGAAGGCAAGCCAUGGCCACCAGAGAUUCGGGUCAAGGUUGUGGAUUUCGCGAAUUGUAUUGUGGGAGAAGAUCCAUUGCCGGACGAUACGCCUGCGCCGCCGACGCAUCCCCAGGAGAUCGAUCGAGGGUAUCUGAGGGGACUGAGGACGCUGAAGGCGUACUUUGAGCAGAUUCUUGCCGAUAUUAAGCGCGAGGAUGUUAUUGAGCGGGAGGCGGAGACGAGUGGGACGACGGCUGAUCAGCAUGAUGGUUCUGCUGGGCUGAGCCGAACCCUCUCGGGCACGAAAUUCACUGUGCCAAACAUGAGGAUGGGAGACGAUGAGGACGUCAGCGUGUGA
Molecule: messenger RNA, 3705 nt
Organism: Cyphellophora attinorum
Lineage: Eukaryota; Fungi; Ascomycota; Eurotiomycetes; Chaetothyriales; Cyphellophoraceae
Product: Inositol hexakisphosphate kinase 1
Exons: 1
Coding region: 1-3705 (1234 amino acids)
Biological process (GO): inositol phosphate biosynthetic process; phosphatidylinositol phosphate biosynthetic process
Cellular component (GO): cytoplasm; nucleus
Molecular function (GO): inositol hexakisphosphate kinase activity
Source: RefSeq, a predicted model, not a curated record